This is a messenger RNA of Andrographis paniculata, 351 nucleotides long. Its product is annotated as cysteine proteinase inhibitor 5-like. The record is from RefSeq and is a predicted model, not a curated record. Gene Ontology annotation, molecular function: cysteine-type endopeptidase inhibitor activity. Lineage: Eukaryota; Viridiplantae; Streptophyta; Magnoliopsida; Lamiales; Acanthaceae. The transcript has a single exon. The coding region runs from base 1 to 351 and encodes 116 amino acids.
AUGGAGCGCAAAUCUCUCCCUCUCCUAGCCCUAGCCGCGCUGCUGGUGGUUGCGGUUCCUUACUCAGCCGCCGACGGAUGGAUUCCGAUCGGUGACCUUAAGGAUCCGGUGGUGGUCGGCGCCGGAAAAUUUGCGGUGGAACAGCACAACCAAUGGACUCUGAGUAAUAUGACGUUCGCAGCCGUGUUGAACGGGGAAAAGCAAGACGUGCAAGAAGGAACGAUAUUCAAUCUGGGGAUCGCAGUCGCCGACGGCCCUGCUUUUAAGAAGUUUAAUGUUCGUCUUAAGUACAACCCAGCGCCAGGGGCGCUAUUCGAGUACAGGCUUUUGUUGUGGGAACAGGGCUUCUGA